AUGUCCGGCCCAGACAGCGAGGCGGCCCUGCGUGAGCGCGGCGAGCACGGCAGCUUUCUCGUCCGCGCCUCCCAGUCCCAACCUGGUCGCUUUGCCCUCUCAGUCCGCUGUGGAGAUGCCAUCUCUCACAUUAUCAUUCGCAACAACGGUGGCUCUUUCGAUGUCGGCGGCGGUGCCUCGUUUACCGAUCUCACCUCCCUCGUGGAAUAUUACAAACGCAAGCCCUUGGUGGAAGCCAAUGGCAACGUUGUGCACUUGCUCAAGGAAACCGAGGAGGAGUUUGGCAAGGCUGGUUUCAAUGAGGAGUUUGAGCAACUCCAGACGAUGGAGCACCAACACAAGUUUGAUCGCAUGGAAGGCGCUCGCAUCGAGAACAAGUCAAAGAAUCGCUACAAGAACAUCUUGCCCUACGAUCACACUCGCGUCAAGCUCCGCAACGUUCCUGAUGGCGUGAUUGGCGCCGACUACAUCAACGCCAAUUUUAUCAACGGCGAAGCGCCAGGCACUGACAAGGCCUACAUUGCGUCGCAAGGCACUAUGCCCGACACGGUGGCUGACUUUUGGCAAAUGAUUGUCGAACAAAACUGCCGUCUGGUUGUCAUGGCCACUAAUCCGGUUGAGAAGGGCAAGCACAAGUGCACGCCUUAUUGGCCUAGCAGCGAACGGCGACCGGCGCGUUUUGGCAAUUAUGUUGUCGAGCUUCUUACGGAAGACAACUUUGAUGCGUACACGGUCCGUCGCAUGAGCGUUGCCGUUGGCGAAGGCGAUCCUCGCGAGAUUUACCAAUACCACUACACGUCCUGGCCUGACCACGGCGUGCCACCCGAGCGUGAAUUUUUGCAGCUUAUCAUGAAAAUUCGCCAGCAUCGCGACCGUCUGCGUAAGAGCAUCCCCGGCCUCGGCCCAACGCUGGUUCACUGCAGGCAAGUACAUGCUAAUCCGCGAGACCAAUUUCAAAGUGCUGGUAUCGGUCGCACCGGUACUUUCUUGGUCAUUGACAUUGUGCUGGACCUCAUCCGCCACUACGGCAUUGACUGCGACAUUGACAUCCAAAGCAUCAUUCACAAGCUGCGUGGACAGCGCUCAGGCAUGAUCCAGACAGCGGCACAAUAUCGCUUCAUCUACAAGGCCGUGAUGGACUACAUCCAAUCCCACAAAAGCCGCCCCUAA
Monosiga brevicollis MX1 is the source of this 1170-nucleotide messenger RNA. RefSeq lists its product as uncharacterized. Bases 1 to 1170 code for a protein of 389 amino acids. The record is from RefSeq and is a predicted model, not a curated record. Gene Ontology annotation, molecular function: protein tyrosine phosphatase activity. Gene Ontology annotation, biological process: protein dephosphorylation. Lineage: Eukaryota; Choanoflagellata; Craspedida; Salpingoecidae. The transcript is spliced from 12 exons.